This is a messenger RNA of Entamoeba nuttalli P19, 1752 nucleotides long. RefSeq lists its product as hypothetical. The annotation marks the transcript as partial. Lineage: Eukaryota; Evosea; Mastigamoebida; Endamoebidae. The transcript has a single exon. The record is from RefSeq and is a predicted model, not a curated record.
AUGCAAUUUACUUCUCAAUUACCAAAAGUCUUUCUUAGUGAAGUAGUUCCUUAUUUAAAGUCAUUAGAGAACGUUUAUACAUUUACUUUAGUGAAUAAGAAAUGUAAAUCAGCAGUUGAAAGUUUAAGAUAUAAUCCUGGGUUUUGUGGAUGUGGUGAAAUAACGAGUGCAGAAGAACAGUCAAUUUUUAUUAAAGAAGUUCAAUUAUUUCCGAGACUUUUAGCAAUCAAAGUUUCAAAAUUUUCAUCAUUUUUAUUGCAUUAUAAUCCACAACAUAUUCAACAAAUUAUAUUUUUAACUGAAAUAGACUCUACUCAACUACAAUUCAUUGGAAAUUUAAAAGAAAAAAUUACAGUAUUAUCUCUCUUUAUUUAUGAUGACUUUAUUGACUUCUCUCAAUUCAAAAAUCUUCAAAGAAUAUCAUUACGUGUUCACUUAAGUCAUUCAAGUCUUGUAGAAUUCUUUCCUAAUACUUAUCAACAUCUUCAAUUUGUUUUAGUGAAUUUUCAAUAUUACGUUGAUGAAGAAUUUAUUAAUUCACUUCCAUUGUAUUUAUUUGAUAAAAUAGUUCUUGAAUUUGACACUAAAAAUCGACUUGAAUAUAUUAUUUCAUCUAUCCCAUUUAUUUUUUCAAGAAGUACGAUUGUUUACAAAGGAUAUUACACUGGAAUAGAUGAAAGAGUUAUUAUCAGGAAUAAAAUGUGGGAACUUAGUCAAGAAGAUAUUUAUCAACUGGAAUAUCUUCCUGAAGAAAUUAUUAAUUAUCAUUGGUUUGGAGAAAAUCAUGAAGAGUAUAUUAAUGGAACUCAGUUAAAUGGAUUUUAUAAAGCAUUAAAAAAUUAUCUUCCAUAUUUUUUGGUAAAUGGAAGUGGAAAUAUUCAAAAAUUACAAUGUCUAACAAAUGUUAAAGGGUUUACACCUAUUCAAUUGCCACAAAGUAUAACUUCUUUAGACAUUACUAUUAAUAUUCCACAACAAUUUGGUUUAGAUGAAUUUAGUUCUCUAAAAGUAUUACGCAUUACGUUUCAAAAUGCUAAUCAAAAUUCUUUCAUUCCCAAACAAGUUGUUUCUUACGAACAAAUUGGUGGAAUGGUUCAAUUAAAUAGUUUUGUUGAUGUCAAAUUGAUGAAAUUACAAAAUGUAUCAUCAAUUUCACUUGAUAAUCAUUGUUAUAAAUUAACUCAUUUAGAAGUUAUUAAUUCUACUUUUAUUAGUCCAUUGUCAACAACGUCUUCAUUAAAAAAACUUGUAUUAAAAAAAACACAUUAUCAAUAUGAUCGUUCAAUUUUUUAUCCAACAACGUUAACAUUUCUCAGUUGUGAUUUUAAUGAAUACUAUCACUUACCAUUACUCCAUUCUCUUCUUCUUAGAUUCAAUAAAAACAAUGGUUAUUAUGUAGAUAUUUCUCAACAAUCAUCAUUACAAUCAUUAACACUUGAAGAAUGUAUUAAAUCAACUGUUCUUUUUCCUCUAAGCCUCUCUUCUAUUACAUUAGAUAAUUGUUUUUUGGAACAAAGUAUAACAAUGUCCCACUUAUUAAAUUUACAGGAGAUAACAAUAUCAUCUCAAAAUUUAUCAAUUCAACUUCCAACUUCUGUAAGAAAAUUAAUUCUGGACUGUUCUUUGAAUAUUUCUAUUCCAAAUAUUCAUUGUCUUACUCUUUUGUCUACUUUCGUUUUAAACAAGUGCUAUUUUAAUUUUUACCAAUUACCAAAGUCAAUCUGCCAUCUUUAUAUUGAUAAUUCAAUGAAU